This is a messenger RNA of Pyricularia grisea, 1657 nucleotides long. RefSeq lists its product as uncharacterized. The transcript is spliced from 3 exons. Gene Ontology annotation, biological process: alternative respiration. Gene Ontology annotation, molecular function: alternative oxidase activity. Bases 363 to 1481 code for a protein of 372 amino acids. Lineage: Eukaryota; Fungi; Ascomycota; Sordariomycetes; Magnaporthales; Pyriculariaceae. The record is from RefSeq and is a predicted model, not a curated record. Gene Ontology annotation, cellular component: mitochondrion.
GUCUCUUCCCGGUGUCGCUAGCAUGUAUACACAAUUGGCGCCGUUGCAUUUUCGUUUGGCAAUGGUAGGCCUCGUAAUUAGACCCGGUCUCUAUUCGUGAGGAAGGGCUAGGCAUAUGAUUGUUUGACGUCUUUGUUCCACGGCGCAUUCCACUGCAUGGUGCUUACACCCCAAUAUGGAAUCCACCAAUUGAUAUAAAGGCAAUAAAGGCCCGUAGCUGACGGAUGACUGCUUUGCUUAUCCUGAGGCACAUGCACCAUAUAUCAAGCUCACCCACCUACUUACUACCUGCCUACCUUACCUACCUUACUUAUCUCACCCUACUACUUCGUUUAUCAGACGAACGUUGACAUACCGUCUUGAUGCUUGUUCAUCAGGUCAAUAACAAGCUUUGCUCAGCAAAGCAGUUCACACACCUUUCCAAAGUGGUGACGCCUGCUCUGUUCCACCAGGCCUCUUCUGUAUACUCAACAAGCCUGCCUCGUCUGGUCGCUUCACCUCGCCUCUUUUCCACCACGAGCUCCGCGCAGCUCCGUGACUUUUUCCCGGUCAAGGAGACAGAGCAUAUCCGCCAGACACCGCCAACAUGGCCGCACCACGGCCUGACGGAGAAGGAGAUGGUGGAUGUCGUCCCCGGCCACCGAAAGCCUAAGACUCUCGGCGAUAAGUUUGCCUGGAGUCUCGUCCGCAUAUCUCGCUGGGGCAUGGACAAAGUCUCAGGUCUCUCGUCGGAGCAGCAACAAAUCAACAAGGGCAGUCCGACAACGUCAAUCGUGGCAGCCAAGCCCCUGACUGAAGCACAAUGGCUCAGUCGCUUCAUCUUCCUCGAAUCUAUCGCAGCGGUUCCGGGCAUGGUGGCCGGCAUGCUGCGACACCUCCACUCGCUCAGGCGCCUGAAGCGCGACAAUGGCUGGAUCGAAACGCUGCUCGAGGAGGCUUACAACGAGCGAAUGCACCUCCUGACCUUUCUCAAGAUGUGCGAGCCGGGCUGGCUCAUGAAGAUACUUAUCAUCGGCGCCCAGGGCGUCUAUUUCAACGCCAUGUUCGUCGCGUACCUCAUCAGCCCCAAGAUUUGCCACCGCUUCGUCGGGUACCUCGAGGAGGAGGCCGUCCACACGUAUACUAGGAGUAUAGAAGAGCUGGAGAGGGGGGACCUGCCCAAGUGGUCCGAUCCGAAGUUCCAGGUUCCAGAAAUUGCCGUGUCGUACUGGCGCAUGCCAGAGGGCCACAGGACGAUGCGAGACUUAUUGUUGUACAUCCGAGCCGACGAGGCGAACCAUCGUGGUGUCCAUCACACCCUCGGUAAUCUGAACCAAGUUGAGGACCCUAACCCGUUCGUCAGCGACUACAAAAAUAACAGGCCGCGGCCUGUUGCAGCAUCACGGCCAGAAGGGUUCGAGCGGGAAGAGGUUAUUGGCAACGAGGUUAUCGCAAAGGAUCUUGUCGGAAAGGAGAUUAUUGGGAAGGAGGUUUCUGUUUGAAAAUUUUGACACCACGCAAGAAAAUGACUGACUCGAAGAGAAGAAGAAGAAGAAGAAAGCAUUUGGUUGUUUUGGCACAACAGACGACAUCCAAAGGUGUCUGUCUUUUUUUUCGGUUGUAUACCCAAGUCUGUGUAGCUCUCCAUAUUUUGUAACAUAUGUAUUUUGUUUAUUUG